Molecule: messenger RNA, 189 nt
Organism: Schistocerca piceifrons (Central American locust)
Lineage: Eukaryota; Metazoa; Arthropoda; Insecta; Orthoptera; Acrididae
Exons: 4
Source: RefSeq, a predicted model, not a curated record
AUGUGCAAGUGCAACGAUUCCAGUCGGCUGCAGGAGUUUAUUAUGAUAAUAAGGGAACUGCAAGUUAAUACAGCACCACGUGGAGGAUCCAAGCAGUCGGUUGACACGCUCAAUAAAUAUGAUUUGCUGAUUAAUGCAAUAAGCGUAAAUGAAAAACAUCAAAUAUGCAGGCAAACAUUUGUACUAAUG